Molecule: messenger RNA, 1749 nt
Organism: Oikopleura dioica
Lineage: Eukaryota; Metazoa; Chordata; Appendicularia; Copelata; Oikopleuridae
Source: the annotation of a GenBank genome assembly
AUGUUUUCUUCCUCAAAUAAAGUCAGCGUUGAACUAUCAAUUCCUUCAAUAGAAAAAUCUCAGCUGAGAAUCGGAUCGCUGAGCUCACCGAAAAAGCCCCAAAAGAUCAUGGAAAAUGAACACUCUGAAAAGAAAAAAGAUUUCAUCAGAAGAUCUGAAGAACGACCCUCUGUCACCAAACCAGCUUUUCUUCAGCCGCUCAGAAAUUUCCAAAUCGCGCCAGAGCAAAAUCUAGAAUUCGAUAUGAUUAUCAACGGAUUCCCGAAACCGUCUCUUUCUCUCUACAAAAACUCAAAUGAGCUCAAAUUGAAUGAGUACCGCAAGAAAUGGAUUGGAAACAAAGUUUCUAUUACCAUUUAUCACGAAUAUUGGCGCCAAGAAGCUGUCUUUACCGUCAUUGCUGAAAAUGAAGCUGGAUCAGCAACAAAUGAAUGCAUCAUUUACUCCGAUGAGCCGUUUGAAAUGAUCGAAAUCGUCGAAAAUGAAGCUGAAAUCGACUCUUCUGACAUUCCAGAGCUCUCUCAGGAGCUGCGACUCGAGCAAGUUGAUGUUGACAUCGACGAAGACUCCCUAACAUCUGAAGACUAUUUACCUCGGGAGCUUUCGCCAAUUUUCGAAGUCACUGAAGAUGAGCUCACUCGAUCCUUGCGCUCAGCAGCAUCUUCGCGUCGCUCUUCAAUUCGAUCUGUUGAAUCUAUUCGAUCAACUCUAACGAUGCUGACUCCGACGCAGUCUUUUGUUGUUGAACGAAAUCCGGAAAUUCAAGAUCUCACUCCUCUAUCCACCAUUUCCGCUCCUAUCUCUGAGCGUGAUGAUAAAACACCAACACCAGAAAAGAACCCCGAUGUGAUCGACUUAGCAGAGGCAAAUUAUCGAAAUCUCCUGAAAAAUAGAGCGGCGGAAGUUUCCAUCGUCAAUGAUCUCCAGAGCACCGACGAAAGCCGACACGAUAGUCGCCGAAAUUCGCUCGUGUCUCUCAGCACGAUCAAUGGUGAUGACGACGCUAUUUCCUUGGACUCCUAUGCAACAAUUGACCCACCAGAAGAACCCAAGUAUCGAUCCACUGAGGAUUUGAUGAGCUUCGUUUCUAAAAACUUCGUCGAAAAAACGUCUUACAUCACCGACACGACCACUACUGACACUGAAACUGACACAUCGACAGUUUACACUCCCGCUACUGGGACAACAGUAGCAUCACCAACAAACACUGACCUCUUUCCAACGCCGACGAGUACAAUGAGACCUGCGCUAGAAUCACCAGUUUCAAUGACUAGUGGCUUCAGUGAGAAGAGUCGUCAGGAAUUCCAGUUGAGAAGGGCAAGCCGGGAGAAUUUGCUCUCAAACGAGACGGAAAGUGAGCUAGAGACGAAUUUAUCGAUUAGUCUCAACACUAGAACGAAAAGAAAAAUGACCGAAGAAGAAUGCCGAAAAAAGGAACGACAAAAGAGCUUCCAGCAGAAAUACCGUCUCACCCAGAGAUUCAUCGAAGACUCCAUCAAAGGCAACGCAACCAACCUUGAAAUCGCAAGGCGAGAGUUGAGAAACGCUCAACUCGGCCAUAACAGUGUCAUUGAAAAUGAAGAUUUGACACGGAAGAAUCUUCUCUCCGAUUCCGAAGUCUUCCUCGACACAGACGACGACGGAAUGGACACAAUCUCCGAAAUCACGAUCGACUUCGGAGGACGCAACACGAGGAAUGAGUUUGAAAUCGGAAAAGACUCAUUCGGAAAACAUUUUGUUGACCUUUAG